This is a messenger RNA of Salvia splendens (bonfire salvia), 1380 nucleotides long. Its product is annotated as serine/threonine-protein kinase RIPK. NCBI's taxonomy places the organism in Eukaryota, Viridiplantae, Streptophyta, Magnoliopsida, Lamiales, Lamiaceae. The record is from RefSeq and is a predicted model, not a curated record. The coding region runs from base 24 to 1226 and encodes 400 amino acids. Gene Ontology annotation, molecular function: ATP binding; protein kinase activity. The transcript is spliced from 5 exons. Gene Ontology annotation, biological process: protein phosphorylation.
CAUCAUUAAUUCUUCAAUAUCUCAUGGCGGUGAAGAAGAGGGCGGCGAGGUGGCAGGACUAUUUUCCGGUGUGUUUCAAGGCGGAGACGAAGCAGCAGUCGACGUCGAUUCAAAGGAUUUCGCUGUUGGAUUUGAGCAGCUCGACGAUUUCGGAGGAGCUCUCCGUGUCUCUGGCGGCGUCGAAUCUCCACGCUUUCACGCUGCAGGAAUUGAAGCUCAUUACUCACAACUUCGCGUCCACCAAUUUCCUCGGUGAAGGCGGGUUCGGGCCCGUCCACAAGGGCUUCAUUCAUGAAGGCCUUCGGCCCGGUUUGAAGGCCCAGCCCGUCGCCGUUAAGCUCUUGGAUUUGGACGGCAAACAAGGCCACCGAGAAUGGCUGACAGAAGUAGUUUUUCUUGGUGAAUUAAGACAUGCAAACUUGGUGAAGCUGGUUGGAUAUUGUUGUGAAGAAGAGCAGAGGCUGCUGGUGUAUGAAUACAUGCCUAGAGGCAGCUUGGAAAAUCAGCUCUUUAGAAAAAUGUGCAUUCCACUUCCAUGGUCUACAAGAUUGAAGAUUGCUCUUGGAGCUGCAAAGGGGCUUGCUUUCCUGCACCAAUCCAAAAACCCAGUCAUAUAUCGUGAUUUCAAGGCUUCCAACAUUUUGCUCGACUCUGAUUUCACUGCAAAGCUUGCCGACUUGGGGCUUGCUAAAGAUGGCCCACAAGGCGACGAGACACAUAUCUCCACACGAGUUAUGGGCACUCAAGGCUACACUGCCCCUGAAUAUAUCAUGACAGGUCAUUUAACAUCAGCAAGCGACGUAUACAGCUUUGGAGUAGUCCUGCUAGAGCUUAUUACGGGACGAAAGUCAGUAGACAAGAGCCGCCCCAAUAGAGACCAAAACCUAGUAGACCGGAUAAGGCCUAUGUUGAAAAAUCCACGGAAGUUGGUGAGGGUUAUCGAUCCACGACUAGAAGGCCUAUACCCCGAACUCGCUGCCCAAAAGGUGGCUGCGUUGGCUUAUCAGUGCUUAAGCUAUCGCCCUAAGCUUAGACCAACCAUGGCUGAAGUUGUGAGAGUUUUGGAGCCCUUGAAAGACUUUGAUGAUGCUCAAACUGGCACUUUCGUUUUUACCGUAUCGACAGAUAGCAAUACAGUGAAAUGUUUUCCUAGCGAAACUAAAUUAGGAGAAGCUAAAGAAGUGGAACUAGAUAAAGUAUCGGACAUGAAGGCCGUUGACAUUUGAAAAUGAAGUAAGAUCGGCCUUGGAUUUCAUGGUAAAGAUUUCAAUAGAGCUUGAUUAGUAUAGAGAUGUUAGAAUAAUGCAAAUUGUAAAUGAAGAUAUACGUAGAAAUUCAUAUGUUCAUUUUAUUGUAAUGUAAGCACAUGUUAAAUUCGUU